Messenger RNA from Arthroderma uncinatum, 3504 nucleotides. RefSeq lists its product as uncharacterized. Gene Ontology annotation, cellular component: nucleus. Gene Ontology annotation, biological process: regulation of ribosomal protein gene transcription by RNA polymerase II. The record is from RefSeq and is a predicted model, not a curated record. The transcript is spliced from 2 exons. Gene Ontology annotation, molecular function: protein binding; DNA-binding transcription factor activity; sequence-specific DNA binding. Bases 1 to 3504 code for a protein of 1167 amino acids. NCBI's taxonomy places the organism in Eukaryota, Fungi, Ascomycota, Eurotiomycetes, Onygenales, Arthrodermataceae.
AUGUCCUCCUCCCAGGCCGUGGCGGCGUCGCUCAUGGGGCCUCCGCCUCCCGACGCCGUGCCAGAGAGGUCUCACUUCGACCGGCUCGACCGCCAGCCAGAUGAGAACGCCCAACGCAGUCCUGCCAAGGAGCACUUUGCUAUACACGCCGCGACAACACCCCUUCAGUGCGACUCCCAGCCCUCAGGCGACGGUGAUAUAGACCGGCAGACGGCGCAGCCAGACUCCCAGCAGCAGGCCGCGGCGAGUACGUUGCUAGCUCAACUAUUAUCCAGCCAGCCUGCUGCCAACGCCGACCAGAACGGCCAGGGUAGCUCGUUGCAGGCCCUGUCUGAUCCCCCCGUCUCCAUCUCUGCCGUCGAUGCUGGCGCUCACGCAUGGCCACCAAUGCCGAAAUCGAAACAUCAGAGUGCUGCUCCCGUCGAGUCCGGCACGGCCAGUGCAGAGGAGAACUUCCACGGACUGCCUAGGAUGGGAGAUUUGCCGGCCUCGGAUGCGCUGCCGGCUCUGGACAUGCAGACCGAUGCCUCGAUGCUGGGAUCGCUGGAGAACGUCGAUCUCAAAGUCGGCGAUUUGAACACCCAGAAUUUUUCAGACUUCACCGCCCUGGCCACCACGCCGGUCAAUCCGCGAGAGACAAUGGAACAGAAUGGCCUGCUUGCCGGUGCUGCUGGAUACUACGACUCGCCGACUCUGAACGGAGCAGGACCGACGCCGCGAAUAGUCGGCUAUCCGGAUUUCUCUACGGGCGUGGACGCGAAACGACGGGAAGGGUCUGAGUCUGUAGCCGGAUCAGAGCCGAGAAUCCAAGCAUUUGCAAAACUUGAAUUCGACGACGGCCAUUUCUACGUUAAUACGUAUUCCUUCAUCCUGGGCCGUGAUGUGCGCGCCGCCCGCGCUGCGUUCCAGAGAGACUACCAGGCAAAACAGAGCAAGGCUCAUAGUUCGCAUAGCGGACACAAGGCUCGCACUCCAAGCAGGGUCAAGCGGGAAGGAAGCGCGUACAUGGGCAGCGUUAUCAGUGACAGGGGCGGCAUCAUGGGCUUCGAUCCGGAUAUCCCUCAGCACGGCCCGCCGCAGAUGAGCUGGAAGUCCUCCAACUCCUCUGCCGAUCAGGUUGCCCGGCCACUGCUACAUAUAUCCCAUGGAGAGUCACAGACGAAUGCCGAACAGCGAGAGAUGACUGAUUACAACGCCCUGGCCAUGCAAUCGCUACAGAGAGGCCACCAUGAACCCAAGAGAGUAGACACCCUCUCUUUACUCCCUUCCCCGGAAGCAUGUCCGACUAUCCCAAUUCACCCGCCUGUGCCCGUCAACGGUGGAUCGUCACAUAGGGCAAUAUCGAGAAAACACGUCAAGAUCGCAUAUAACUUUCACAAAAACGUCUUUGAGAUGGAAGUCAUUGGUAGGAACGGUGCCUUUAUGGGUGCCGAUUGGCUUGCUCCCGGUCAGGUCAGACCUCUUCACAGUGGCGACUUUAUACAGAUAGGAGGCGUCAGAGUACGCUUCCUUCUUCCAGACGUGCCCAUCGGAGACACCGGAGCUGAAAUCACACCUUCCUCUCCUCCUGAAAUAGGCCAGGGGAUGCCGGACCAACCUGAAGUGGAAGAAUCUGAAGAACCGGAACAAGCUAAUGCGGAGGAUGAAUCAGACCAGAGUGGUGGCGACGAUACGGCCAAGUCAAAGGAUAAGGGGCCCCGGGUUGAUCAGAAAGCCUCUGCGGAGCCUGGUCAGGGUACUAAUAAACGGCGCGGACCUGGAAGACCGCCCAAGGACGGGAUCAUGUCUAAACGCGAGAGGGCAGAAAUUGCACGGGAACAGAAGCUGGCUGCUAAACGUGAAGCUAAUGGAGGUGCUGCUGUUGCGGCGUCUCCUCCGCCCACCACUACUGCUAAAGUCAAGCCUGCCAAAGCCGCCAAAGAACCAGCUGCUACGUCUGUUGCUGCUACUCCUGCGGGUACCGGCGCGGGCGUACCAGAGGACCAAUCAACGACAACCGUCAAGGUAGAGAAACGGAAAUAUACAAAGAGGAAGAAGCCAGAUUCGACACCAGGCGAGACUGUAAUGCAAUCCAUAGAAGGAGGUGCAGGUGCAGGAGGCAAUGCGGAUAUACAGCAAAGCGAACCCAUUCGUCUUCCAACAGUGAAGAAGCGCAAGCCUUCCAAAUCACCGUCCCCUGACUACCCCCCUGAAAGCUUCUAUACUCCCAAGGAGCUUGCAAAGCCACCAUACAACUAUGCAGUGCUCAUCUACGACGCUCUAUCGGAAUCUCCUACACCCAUGACGCUGAAACAGAUAUACCGUGCUCUAAAGCUCAAAUACCCAUACUUCCGCUUCAAAUGCGAGACCGAGGGCUGGACGUCCAGUGUACGGCAUAACCUGAACGGAAACACGCAUCUGUUCAUGCACGCUGAGCGAGAUGGGAAAGGAUGGUCGUGGAAACUCCUACCAGGCGCAUCUGUGGAUAAGGAGAAGAAGCGUCGUCCAUCGCCUCCACCAGUCCAAGAUGUAUCCAACAACAGCCAGCAACGGUUUCUACCGCCCAAUACUGGGCCUGGAGCUCCCUACAUUGCUCCUCCAGCUCAGUUCAAUCGUCGUCAAUACCCUCCUUAUCCACCUCCGGCAAACACUCAAUAUCCACCUCCUCCUCAGCAGCAACAGACUCCUCUACCUCCGCCUCCAGCUGCACCGCCAUCUCAACCCGUAGCAGCAGCCAAACCUCCCCCUCUCCCUCCUCCUCCAGCUGCCGUAGCUGCACCGCCAGCUCCAUCGGCCCCUAUGCUGCCGCCACAGUUGUUGAAAAGUCUUCCCCCAGCUCUUUCUGCAUUGAACUUCGCUCCAUACCGCUCUCCAUAUAUCAUUGCUCCGCCACAGCAACGGCCAUCCCAUCAACAACCAAUACAACCGCACCCGCCUCCUCCCACUCAUCCACCAGCACAUCAACAGCAGGCAAGGUUGCAACAGCCACAGCAAUCUCAGCAACCACAUCAUCCUCAACCGCCUCCACAACCGCAACACCAAGUACAACCCCAUCCUCCAAACCAAUAUAGGUUCCACAAUCAAAUACUCCCGCCAAACCAUAAUCAGCCUCAUCGCCCUCCACAACCACCACCACAACACCCCCCGCCAGCCCAAACCCAGGCGCAACCAUCACAUCCUCCCCCCGUCUCAUCCGCACCUAUACCCCAACCCAAUCAUCCAGUCUCAACAACAACUCCGUCACCCGCCCCAGCUUCAGCUCCACCCACUACUCCCGCACCUCAAAAAUCAGGCAUGGACCCCGCCUUCCUCGCCCGCGCUAACCAAGCAAUCGACAACUUCGAGGCAGUCCUCAUAGACGAUUACGAGGAUAAAGACUACAUCCGCAAAGUCCUCCGCAGUGCGCGAGAUAGGGUCCUCCACGGCGCAAAGGAAAGCUCGUUCCCAGGCGGCGAAACAAAGGAUGAAUCGGUAAUUAUUGACGCUCUAAGGGGUAUCAUUGGUAGUCUUAAUGGCCAGGAUUAA